Molecule: messenger RNA, 1296 nt
Organism: Penicillium pulvis
Lineage: Eukaryota; Fungi; Ascomycota; Eurotiomycetes; Eurotiales; Aspergillaceae
Product: metal-dependent hydrolase family protein
Exons: 2
Coding region: 1-1296 (431 amino acids)
Molecular function (GO): hydrolase activity, acting on carbon-nitrogen (but not peptide) bonds
Source: RefSeq, a predicted model, not a curated record
AUGGACAUCGCCCGUAUCAUCAAGCCGUGGCAGCGUCAACCGCACAAGGCAUUCGUCUUCACGAAUGCCACGAUUAUUGACCCGGUCGAGGGUGCACUGAUUCCCAAUGCAACCGUCCGAGUCGCCGACGGCAAGAUCGUAUCAAUCGACACAAGCGAGACAGCCACAGAAGGAAUCCCAGAGGAGGACAUCAUCGAUCUCAGUGGGAAAUACCUCUGCCCCGGUCUGAUCGAUUGCCAUGUCCACGUCGCCGUAGUCCCCGGCGAGGCAGAUCUCCGCGCCUACAAAGAUAUGACCGAGAAAGUCAGUUUGCUGCGUCAGCCACACGUCCUGAAGACUAUGAUUGAGCGCGGAUUCACCUCUAUCCGUGAUUGCGGUGGUGCUAGUCUGGCUGUGAAGGAGGCUGUUGAGGAUGGAGUCAUUCCUGGUCCUCGUCUUUUCAUUGCUGGGUUUGCCCUUUCGCAGACUGGUGGGCACGGAGAUAUGCGGGGACCGCAUUCGGAGGAGUUGUGCUGUGGUGGUACUAUCUCGGGUAUUAGUCGCAUUGUUGAUGGGCCGGCUGAGUGCUAUAAGUAUGCUCGUGAGGAGCUUCGACAGGGAGCUGAUUUCAUCAAGAUCAUGGGUGGUGGUGGUGUGGCAAGCCCUACGGAUCGCAUUGACCACAUUCAAUUCUCUGAUGAGGAGAUCAAGGCCAUUGUUACUGUUGCCAAUAAUGCUGGUACCUACGUGACAAGUCAUAGCUACACACCACAGGCAAUCCAACAGGCGAUCAAUUUGGGUGUCCGUGGAAUCGAGCACGGUAACCUGAUUGAUCUAGAGACUGCUAAACUGAUGGCGGAGAAGGGCACCUUCCUGACGCCCACUCUUAUUGCCCAUGUCAUGUCCAAGCAGAUGAACUUCCUCCCGGCCGAAAGUGCUGCGAAGAACGACGAGGUCCUGGAGAAGGGCUUACGCGCUAUGAAGAUGGCUGUUGACGUUGGAGUCACCGUCUGCUUCGGCACUGACCUUCUGGGACCGAUGCACUUCGCCCAGAGCAAGGAAUUCUCCGUUCGCAGCAAGGUUCUCACUCCUAUUCAGAUCCUGCGCAGUGCUACCAUAAAUGCUGCUCGUCUGAUCAUGCAGGAGGAUCGAUUGGGCCAGAUUAAGGAGGGAUUUACAGCCGAUAUGUUAAUCCUUAAUGCCAAUCCUUUGGAGGAUAUCACGGUCCUGGAUCGGGCUGAGCAGAGCAUUAUGGGUGUUAUCAAGGAUGGACGUGUUCUGAAGUCCCGCUGGGAGAAGUUGACCGCCGAAGCAUGA